Molecule: messenger RNA, 324 nt
Organism: Talaromyces amestolkiae
Lineage: Eukaryota; Fungi; Ascomycota; Eurotiomycetes; Eurotiales; Trichocomaceae
Exons: 1
Coding region: 1-324 (107 amino acids)
Source: RefSeq, a predicted model, not a curated record
AUGAGACCGAGUACGUUCUCCCGUCUUGACCCAAAGUUGGAGCGCACUGCGUUGUACAUCAUGUACAUCAUGGACUUGAUGAUGUACGUGGAUACUCGAUGGAGAGAUGGAUACGUCGUCGAGAAUGAACGAAGAGUGGACGAGGAGAGUCGAUGGGGGAGCGCUGUGCGACUCGAGGUUGGAGGAAGGAGGAAGGAGGAAGUCACGUUGGCGGGUGCUUGCCCAAUGCAGCUGUGCUAUGUAGUGCCCAGCCAGAUUAGGAAAGAGCGCGGUCUUACGUGGAAGGAACGAUCGAUGCAGUCUGGACCUGCAGCCCUCCACUAG